AUGGCAAAAGUUGAUCUGACUCUGCCCGAAAGCGUGCCGCAGAUGGCGCGCCAUCACACCAGACCAAUGACAUUGGACCCAUUCGCUCUCUACUUCUUAGUUGACUGCACACACGACCUUGACGAGAUCAUCAAAGCAUGCAACUCCGAAUGCCUAAGGGAUGACUAUGUUCAAUGCAGGACCCGGACCGCCUUUGAAAGCGGUUCGCUCAAUGAAAUCAUCAGUCACCAUGUCGUUGUCUGUGAAGCCGAACACCUUGACCCUCGAUAUAUCAUCGUGGUCGCAAAUGAAGACUGGAAGAAGAGUGGCGUCGUGAUGGUCACUCUAGAUGACGAUGACCUGGAAUGCAAACCAGAUCUGUUCUGGAUUAAGGUCGGGGAUUCUGGUCUCGUACUCGUCAACCUGCAAAUCGCAAACACAGAUUGGUUUGAGAUAAAGGAGAGUUACGAGAUCACAGAGGAACCUGAGCCUUGGUCAGGUGAAACGUUCGCAGAUGGUGCUCCUACGAAGACACCGGGUACUGGCUUCUAUAUAGCCUUCUACGCUAUCAAGGGUAUCGACUCGGGUGGACUGGUCCAAAAAGUACAGCCGUUCCCCUCACAACCUGUCGAGGAUUAUUGUUGUCGAUUUGAAGGACAUCUAGAACAUGAUUUAGACGUCGUCGAAGAAGCAACCCAGCUGCAUCUAAACAAGUGUUUGGUGAAUCCGCUUCUACAGAAGGAUAUGAUAUUCGUGGCCGACACUCUCGAGUACGUCGAGAAGGGUUUGUUAAUGUGUAAUAUCGAGGAGAGACAGGAAAAGAGAGUCCAAUGUUUGGUGCAUACACUUGUUCCUACCUUUUGUCAGAUUGCACAAGGACGUAGUAAAUGGUCUGAUCUGCAAUCUGAAGCUUAG
Messenger RNA from Aureobasidium subglaciale EXF-2481, 894 nucleotides. RefSeq lists its product as uncharacterized. The coding region runs from base 1 to 894 and encodes 297 amino acids. NCBI's taxonomy places the organism in Eukaryota, Fungi, Ascomycota, Dothideomycetes, Dothideales, Saccotheciaceae. The record is from RefSeq and is a predicted model, not a curated record. The transcript has 2 exons.